AUGGUGCAAGGGGACCUGGGCAGUGGCAACGUGGUGCUCAAGCCGCGGCAGGGAGACAAGCCUGAGGAGACGGUGAGUCUGACUGUGCACGAGCCCGUGUCCGCCACCUUCGCGCUGCGCUACUUGGUGAACUUUGCCAAGGCGGAGAAGCUGUGCGGCUCUGUGGAGCUGGGGCUCGGCCCAGACGCGCCAUUGCUGGUGAAGUACUCCCUGGAGAGCGCGGACAAGGGCCACAUGCAGUUUUACCUGGCGCCGAAGAUCGACGAGUAG
Messenger RNA from Effrenium voratum, 270 nucleotides. Lineage: Eukaryota; Dinophyceae; Suessiales; Symbiodiniaceae. The record is from the annotation of a GenBank genome assembly.